Messenger RNA from Staurois parvus, 379 nucleotides. The record is from the annotation of a GenBank genome assembly. NCBI's taxonomy places the organism in Eukaryota, Metazoa, Chordata, Amphibia, Anura, Ranidae.
UCUUACCUGUUCGAUCCAGCUGCGCGCUGUCUUCCCGGCUUCUGUAAUGGCGCUCGGCAUGACAGCCGGGUGCCCAGUGCGCAUGAGCGAGAAGCACUUGCGCUUUGUGAUUGGUCCGGCGGCUUCUGGGAUCUGUCAUGUGUCCCAGGUACCACCUUACCAUUCACAAAAAGCACCGCUUCUUGUGCAUGCGCACUUGGCACCCGGCUAUCAUGCCCAGUGCCCACACUACAGAAGCCGGGAAGACAGCGCGCCGCUGGAUAGAGGAACAGGUAAGGUCCCGCUGCAGAGCUGAGCGGCUGGCCCGGUAUUCUGAUACGGCCGCGGUGGAAAUACCGGACCGGCCGCUCCUUAUUCGCUCCAUAAGACGCACUGACAU